Ruditapes philippinarum (Manila clam) is the source of this 1276-nucleotide messenger RNA. RefSeq names its product long-chain-fatty-acid--CoA ligase 1-like. Gene Ontology annotation, cellular component: membrane; endoplasmic reticulum. Gene Ontology annotation, molecular function: long-chain fatty acid-CoA ligase activity. The transcript has 12 exons. Gene Ontology annotation, biological process: long-chain fatty acid metabolic process. NCBI's taxonomy places the organism in Eukaryota, Metazoa, Mollusca, Bivalvia, Venerida, Veneridae. The record is from RefSeq and is a predicted model, not a curated record. The coding region runs from base 51 to 1265 and encodes 404 amino acids.
CCCCAAAAGGUGUGAUUAUAACUUACAGACAGGCUCUUGCUCAAAUAUCCAUGAUUAAUAUGAAUAACUCUCAUUACAGAAAAUUCAAUAAAGAUGACACUCAUUUGUCUUACCUUCCUCUAGCUCACAUGUAUGAACGUAUUGGUCAACAGUGUUUGACCAUGGAGGGAGCUAAGAUUGGAUUUUUCCGUGGGGAUGUUAAACUUUUGUUAGAUGAUUUGCAGACGUUAAAACCAACUGUCUUCUUCUCUGUACCCAGACUUAUGAACAGAAUCUAUGAUAAGGUGAUGGCAGGAGUUAAAGCCAGUAAAGUGAAACAGUUUCUGUUUAACUGGGCAAUUUCUUCCAAGGCUAAGGAACUGAAACAGUAUAUAAUAAGACGUAACAGUAUAUGGGACAAGAUUGUGUUUAAGAAGAUACAGGCAUUGUUUGGUGGUAAAGUUGAUAUUGUUAUCACAGGUUCUGCACCACUAGAAGCAGAAGUUUUAACUUUCUUUAGAUGUGCUCUUGGUUGUGCGUUUCUAGAAGCAUACGGGCAAACAGAAACUGUAGCGGCGGUAUCAAUGGGAAUAGUUGGGGACUGGAGCGCAGGACAUGUUGGACCUCCAUUGCCAUACACCUACAUCAAACUGUUUGAUGCUCCUGAAUAUAAUUACUACGCUAAAAAUAACCAAGGGGAGGUGUGUGCUAAAGGAGUCACUAUCUCAAGUGGAUAUUAUAAAGACCCAGUAAAAACAGCAGAAACUAUUGAUAAGGAGGGAUGGCUUCAUACAGGAGAUAUUGGACAAUGGUUACCUAAUGGUACAUUAAAAAUUAUUGACAGGAAGAAAAAUCUGUUCAAGUUGUCACAGGGAGAGUAUGUGGCCCCAGAGAAAGUAGAACUUGUUUAUAGCCGGAGUUCAUUUGUGGCUCAAGCUUUUGUAGAAGGUGAUAGUCUUCAGCCAUAUGUAAUGGCAGUGAUUGUACCUGAUGAAGAAGUUUUAAUCUCAUGGGCAAAUUCUCAAAAUCUUUCUGAUAGUUUCCAGGAACUGUGCAAAAGUGAGAGUGUUAAAUCAAUGAUGCUACUGGACAUACAGAAAACUGCUAGAGAAGCUGGUCUCAAAGGAUUUGAAAUUACUAAAGAUAUCAUUUUGCGAUCAGAACUAUUUUCUAUUGAAAAUGGACUGUUAACACCUACGUUUAAAAACAAGCGCCCACAGCUACGCAGUUUCUUCAAGAAUGACAUAACAGCUCUUUACAAGAAACAUAGUGGUGGGUCAGGUUAAAGGAAAGGGAA